Salvia miltiorrhiza (redroot sage) is the source of this 1637-nucleotide messenger RNA. RefSeq lists its product as uncharacterized. Lineage: Eukaryota; Viridiplantae; Streptophyta; Magnoliopsida; Lamiales; Lamiaceae. The coding region runs from base 917 to 1492 and encodes 191 amino acids. The transcript is spliced from 3 exons. The record is from RefSeq and is a predicted model, not a curated record.
UGGUGAGAGGGUCAAUAGAGCAGCAUUAUGGGCAACUGGAAAACUAUAUUGUUGAAUUGAGAAGGGUUGAUGGGGAGGGCAGAUAUGAGCUUCUUCUUCAAGGAGAUAGUGUAUUUAAAGCACUAUAUGUGGGUUUGAGUGCCUUGAGAAAGGGGUUCAAAACCAGUUGCCGGCCUGUUAUAGGUAUUGAUGGCUGUUUUUUGAAAACCUAUCUCGGUGGUCAUCUCUUAUGCGCAACUGGCAAGGACGGAAACAAUGGCAUGUUUCCGAUUGCCUGGGCCGUUGUUGAGGCCGAGAAUGAAGGCUGCUGGACUUGGUUUUUGAAAUGUUUUAUGGAGGAUUUGGAUAUCCAAGAUGGCAGUGGUUGGACCUUCGUCAGUGAUCAACAGAAGGUACUCUUAUACAUCUAAUUUAGAUUUGUCUUGCAAAUCAUCGAUCUAACUUUUUUUCAUUCUAUGUAGGGAUUGCAAAAUGUCGUGGCCAUUUUGGCUCCAGGAGCUGAACACCGGAACUGCGCCCGACAUAUAUACAUGAAUUGGAAGAAGGAUCACAAGGGCCAAACGCUUAAGAAUUUGUUCUUUAGGGCUGUGAAUGCUACCCAUGAAGCGGAGUUCAAGGCUGCACUUCAGGAACAGAAGCAAGAGAGUGCCGCGGCGCAUGAAGAUUUCCUGUCAAGGGACACCAAAAAAUUCUGUAAGGCAUUCAUAUCCACUGGACCCAAAAGUGAUAGCGUCGAUAAUAAUAUAAGUGAAUGUUUCAAUGGGUACAUUUUAAAUGCUAGGGGUAAGCAUGUAAUUCAUAUGUUAGAGGAAAUCCGUUCAUCUUUGAUCCCGCUGAUCUUGUUUCUCAUUACUUCACUGUGGCUACCUAUCUUUCGGGGUAUGAAUUUGGUAUCCAACCCAUUGUUGGGAACAAGAUGUGGCCUGAAGUGAAGGGUGAUUUGGUGAAACCACCACCUAAAACAAGAAUGCCUGGACGUCCCAAGAAAAAACGGGUUCGAGCACCUCAGGAGAAGGAAGGGAGGAUGACCAAAUAUGGAGUUAUGAUGUCGUGUAGCAACUGCAAGCAGACAGGGCACAACAAAAGGAAAUGCACUAAUGCAGCCCUGGAAAACCCGAACCCUAAUAAGCGGAAAAGAGGAAGGCCUUCAAAAGAUGGUGCAACUAAAAAAGGAAGCAAGGAAAAGGGAGGGCAAAGGAAAAAGGCUGCAUCUGAGCAACACUCUCAAAUGAAGGAAAAAAGUGGAUCUACUCAAUACAAAGGCAGAGGGGCAACUCUUAAAGGGAUUGGUGUUUACGUGAAUGAGGCAACUGGAAAUUCGUUCUACCAUGGUUCAACCUCAUCCAAGAAAACCAUGUUGUUGCAAAAGCUCAAAAAGCCAAGAAAUUCAAAUACCAAAGAUGGUGGGACUACAACUCAAGAAAGUGUUGUCACCGGAGUAGCAAAAACUCAAGAAAGUAGGAAUGAAGGAGCCUCAACCCAAGAUUUGUGAAUCAAACAUGUUGUUUUUGUAAAUUUUGCGGCAUAGUAGCCGGUUAUUUUGGGGUUUUUGUCUGCACUGAGCAACAAAUUAGCUUGAAAUACUUUGAUGCUUAGCUGGUUCUAUGUAACUCAACUUCAUCAUAUCACUUACUGGC